Musa acuminata subsp. malaccensis (wild Malaysian banana) is the source of this 738-nucleotide messenger RNA. NCBI's taxonomy places the organism in Eukaryota, Viridiplantae, Streptophyta, Magnoliopsida, Zingiberales, Musaceae. The record is from RefSeq and is a predicted model, not a curated record.
AUGGCCGGGACGUGGAUCCUCUCCGCUGCCUUCUUCUCCGCCAUCCUUUUUCCAGUCUCAGCUGCAUCCUCUACUACGUUCACCGUGAAGAAUAACUGCCCGUUCACGAUCUGGCCCGCGACACUCACCGGCGGGAGAUCGGCGCUGCUCCCUCAGACCGGCUUGGAGCUCGCAUACGGUGAGUCGCAGUCUCUGGACGCGCCGGCCGGUUGGUCGGGCCGGUUCUGGGCGAGAACGCGGUGCACCACCGACUCGACCUCGGGCAGGUUCUCGUGCGCCUCCGGCGACUGCGGCAGCGGGUCCAUCGAGUGCAACGGCGCGGGAGGGGCGCCACCCACCACGCUGGUGGAGUUCACGCUGCAGGGUGACGGGGGGAAGGACUUCUACGACGUGAGCUGCGUCGACGGCUUCAACCUGCCGGUGUCGGUGACGCCGCGGAGCGGGCAGGGCUGCAGCUCGAUCUCCUGUCCGGCGGACAUCAACGCAGGCUGCCCGCCGGAGCUGCAGGAGAGAGCGAGGGACGGGGCGGUGGUGGGCUGCAAGAGCGCAUGCCUGGCGUUCGACACGGACUGGUACUGUUGCAGAGGAGCGUACGGGACGCCGAGCGCAUGCAAGCCGACGAGUUACUCCAUGUUGUUCAAGAAUGCAUGCCCUCAAGCUUAUAGCUACGCUUAUGACGACGCCACCAGCACGUUCACCUGUGUUGGUGCAAAUUACCUCAUCACAUUCUGCCCUUAA